AUGAGUAUCAAUUCAUCAAAUGAAGUUGUUCCCUCUGAACCUGAGCUCUAUCGUCACAUCAAAUUCUAUCUCUUCAUCGUUCUACAAAUUCCUUCGGUAUUGAUUUCAAUGUUUAUCAUUUAUAAAUUUGUCACUGUUCGUCAAUUUCGUGUUCGUUUAAAUAAUCAUUCCAUAUUUGCAUUAGUCAUCGUUUCAUUUAUUGAAACAACAACAGAAUUACCAAUAACACUUGAUUAUCUUCGAUUUGGUUAUGUCAAAAUUAUGAAAUAUUCCUUCUGUUUGUUUUGGACUUGGUUUAAUUUUUCUCUUCAAACAAUAAAUUUAAUUUUAAUGGCUUGGACAUCAUUCGAACGGCAUAUUUUAAUAUUUCAUUCAAAUUUAGUUCAAACAAAACUUGGUCAAUUCAAAUGGCAUUACAUUCCAUUGAUCUUCUGUGUCACCUACAUUCCAAUAUUUUACUUUUCAUGUGUAAUUCUUUAUCAAUGUGAAAAUUUCUUCGAUUAUUCGUACAUUUUCUGUGGUUCGAUCUGUUAUAACAGAGUCAUAUGGUUAUCGACAUUCGAUUGGACAACGAAUGUGUUAAUUCCUUCAAUGAUUAUUCCUUUAUUAAGUUUAAGUUUAUUAAUUCGUGUAAUUUUUCAAGCAAAGAAAAUGAAACGAACAACGAAUUGGAAAAGUCAUCGAAAGAUGACGAUUCAAUUAACGGUGAUCUCAAUACUUUAUUUAGCAUUUUGGUUUCCGUUGGCUUUUUUAGUUUCACUUAUUCGAAUUUAUUUUCUUCCAACAUUUAUUGAGGAAAUAACUUAUUAUUAUUUGUAUUAUACACCUUAUCUUGUUCAACUGUUAAUGCCUUAUGUUUGUAUUGCUUGUUUACCGGAAAUAUGGCCGAAAAAAAAUCAAAUUAACGUAAACACGACGUUAAUACAUUGA
Adineta ricciae is the source of this 930-nucleotide messenger RNA. NCBI's taxonomy places the organism in Eukaryota, Metazoa, Rotifera, Eurotatoria, Adinetida, Adinetidae. The record is from the annotation of a GenBank genome assembly.